This is a messenger RNA of Parastagonospora nodorum SN15, 369 nucleotides long. RefSeq lists its product as hypothetical. The transcript has 3 exons. The record is from RefSeq and is a predicted model, not a curated record. Lineage: Eukaryota; Fungi; Ascomycota; Dothideomycetes; Pleosporales; Phaeosphaeriaceae. Bases 1 to 369 code for a protein of 122 amino acids.
AUGGAAAGAGUGACAAUUGACAUCGAUAGCGUUGACGCGCAGCCGGUACCGUUGAUCUCGCCAAUUGAAAAUUGUCUCUUCGCCGCGCCAUCGAUGAUCAACCCCAACUAUUGGAAACCGGCAUUUCAUACUUUGUCCAUGAACAACUCGCUCAUUGGUUCACCUAGCCUUCCGAAGAUGGAUCAGAGGUACCCGUUCCGAGCAGUAGGUACUCGAAUGACACGGAAAGUUGCUGAUGGCCUGUGGUACGACCGAAGGCUGCACUGCGCCGAAUUUGAUGGCUCACAUCUUUGUCGAGUGCUUUGUGGUCCGUCGGAUCCUCCGCAGUGGGCACUUGCCCCACCGAACUGUCGGAGCCAGUACCAUUGA